Molecule: messenger RNA, 735 nt
Organism: Brugia malayi
Lineage: Eukaryota; Metazoa; Nematoda; Chromadorea; Rhabditida; Onchocercidae
Exons: 6
Coding region: 1-735 (244 amino acids)
Biological process (GO): peptidyl-histidine methylation, to form tele-methylhistidine
Molecular function (GO): protein-L-histidine N-tele-methyltransferase activity
Source: RefSeq, a predicted model, not a curated record
AUGAGAAGAAAUGUUAGUGACGCCAAGGAAGGUGCAGAGUGUGUUGAACUGUCAUCGGGACAUUGCUUAUACUAUGUUGAUCAAGCUACACUAGACAAAAAUGUGAAGGAACGAGGGUAUCAAGAUGAUGCAUCGUUAGGACAGGUCACACAUUCUGAUCGUACCAUUGGUGUCUAUGAAGGUGGAUUCAAAGUAUGGGAAGGUGCUAUUGACUUAUGCGAAUACAUUGAUAAAGUUCUGGAACCACAAAUUUUGAGGGACAAAAAGAUUCUUGAGGUUGGUUGCGGUGCGGGAUUACCAUCAAUUCUGGCAUUACAAAAGGGUGCUAAAGAAGUCGUUUUGCAGGAUUAUAAUGACGUUGUUGUCAGUUGUUUUACAAAGGAUAAUUUUACGAUCAAUAAUGUUAACCUGGAGAAUUGCCGAUUUUAUGGUUGUGACUGGGCCACGCUACAGCAGAAAAUAGAUGGUCAGAAGUUUGAAGUUGUUUUAACAUCUGAAACGAUCUACAACGAAGAACAUUAUGAGAUUUUGCACAAAUUGUUUGAUGUUGUUCUUCCAGCCGAUGGAUUAAUUUUGUUAGCUGCAAAAAUGUUUUACUUCGGUGUUGGUGGCAACAUACCAAGCUUUCUGGAAUAUGUGAAAACACGUGGCAUAUUCGAUACAUACAUAUGUUGGAGUAGCGAAAGCGAUGUUCCACGGAAAAUUAUACAGUUGACUCGAAAAUUUUGCUCCUAA